Messenger RNA from Paramuricea clavata, 9921 nucleotides. Lineage: Eukaryota; Metazoa; Cnidaria; Anthozoa; Malacalcyonacea; Plexauridae. The record is from the annotation of a GenBank genome assembly.
GAGAAAGAAAUUACAAAUAAUCAAAGGUGAGUCAAAAUUUUAACAAUUUAUGCAGAUUAUAGGCUAUUACGUACGGUUCAUGUUAUAACAAGAAAAUCUUAUUUAAACAUCAUUGUUACAGGUAGUUCACCGUUGUGGAAACCUUUUUGGGUAUAGAUUCUUCCAAAUAUAUCUUUUUCUUUUUAUUAAUUGCUCUUUAUCAAUCAAUCAUUUAUUAAUUUUUUUCACUAUGAUGGUAGUAAUAAUAAUACAAUAAAUAUACUGUACACAGGGCCAUAACUAGACACAAUAAUUGGGGGGCAAUAUUCAUAUAAAUCAUGUUCACAUACCGUAAAAACAAUCGCUUUCAAAAGAAAUCCGUCAGGCAGAACAUGAGUAUAUAUGAAUAUUCACUCCAAUUAUCGUGUCUAGUUACUGCCCUAACUGUAUGUACACUUAAUACGUACGCAAAUAGCAAAUGCUAAUCAAGGCAAAUAGUGUAAAAAAAUUAUGAAUUGGUAGAAUAUAGUCCAAAUUAGAUGAAUACAAAUUCCAGUGCACAACAUGCAAGUUUCUCAUUGCCAUGUAUGAGUCUGAGGAUAUUGCAUACCAAUAUUUCUGAAUAUUGCAAUAAUUAGUUAUAAUUUAUAUAAAUAAUACAUAAAGUAACAUGAUUGUGUGAUAAAUUAUAUUUUUAUGGGUCAUUAAUUUAAUUGUCGUAGCUAGAUGUAUCAACAUAAUCAUCCUCGAACUCGCCAAAACAGGAAAAAGUGACUUUUGAAUUAUUUUAUUAAAGGUCUUUUGAAUCCCUAGAUUACCAUACGUAUCUCAAUCGAUCAGGGCAAAUAAUAUUAUAUAUUCUUGCUCCAAGUUUAGCAGCUAGGAUAAGUUUCAUGUAUGUGUUUGUAUACUUCCUUUGAAUAAAUAAAAUCAGAGAUCAUGGUGCUUCGAGUGCAUGGUAUUGUGUGAGAUAUCAUACUUCCUAAAGACAGUAUAAUUUAACUAUAAAGCCCAUGACCAUGGUGUAUAUAAUUCCUGAUUGCCAUGCAAAUAGGGUUGCAAAAGGUACAGACAAAUGAAUAUUUAUUUAUUAUUUGAAUUGAAUUCAAUAAAUUAGCAAAGACAAAGUCAAUUUUGCAAUCAAUGAUUAGGGCCAUUUAUACGGGACAAAAUAAGUCGCGACUUACAUAAGACGCGUCUUAUAUAAGCAGAGUUAUCGCAUAAAUGGUUCUCUACUGCUUAUUCUUAUUUACUUGCAAUAGCUAUAAUGUUGUUUCGGUUGUUUUUGUUUUAAUAUGCAAGGCUAAUAAUUUUACGUUGUUUCAAGUUUCGGGCAUGUGUAGUUAGAAUUUUUGUCCAAAAUUUCUUAUUUAAGACGCAACGUAAAUAAGAACAGCUAAAAGUCCUAGCUGUUCUUAUUUAAGUCGCGUCUUAUCCAAGACGCGUCUUACAUAUUAAGAAUUUUGUGCCUUUUAUACGACAAACUCGCGUCUUAUUUAAGUCGCGUCUUAUGUAAGUCGCGUCUUAUGUAAGUCGCGUCUUAUGUAAGUCGCGUCUUAUUUUGUCCCGUAUAAAUGGCCCUAUUGUUUAACCCUGUUCCAUACUGAUUUUAUUCAUCAAGGUGAGAGUGCUGGCACUGAAUGGGUUAAUCAGACUAUAGCUGCCUGUGUCUAGUCAGAGGUGUAACUUAGCACUUGCCCGCAUGCCUGGAGCAAGUAAAUAUCAUGUUGGGCAAGUAAACGUUUUAUCUUGGGGAUUCUUGCUUGUCCGAUUGGGCAAGUUGCCUUGCCACAAAAAGCUGGGCAUCUUUAAGUUUAUGUUUUCAUUGUCGGAUAAUUUUUUAUAGUGCAUGUACUUGUUUAAAAUUUUGUUUUUUUGUGGGCCAAAGCUAGAUCUGAGGCAGUAUAACAUAGCCAUAUAGAGCAAUGGGAGAACGGGUUAACAUGUUGACCUACUGUACCUAGCCCUAGGUACCCUAGCCAGUGACCAUUUUCUGAUGGCAAGUGAAUUUUAUUCCGGGCAACUAAUUUUCAUGUCCAACUUGCCCCCUGAGGGCAAGUGUUCAAAAAGACAGUUACACCACUGGUCAUGAAGCGCAAGAAGCCUUCACAAGUAUUUUAUUCCUUGGAAUUGCUGUCUGCUCUGACGCUUAACUGCUCAAAUAAAAGCAGAAAAUGAAAAUAUAUUUCAAAUUAUUUUUGCCUUAACAUACCCAUAACAAAGUUAUGCAUUCCAUUCAACCCUAAAUUUUUAUAAAAUUAGCAUCUCAAUAACUUGUUUUCGUCAUUAAGCAAAAGAUAGUUGCGUCGUGCCAUUAGUUCAGCGUGGAUUAUAACGUUUUUGCUUAGGUCUGACAAAUGUCCGAUUAACGAGACUGUUGCUCGGACAUUGGCCAAGAAUGAUCAGCCAACUAUUUCAACCAUUUUUACGUGACAGUGCUACAGAUCGACGUACCAUUAUUGAUUGCACAUUUGCAUGCAGAAAAAAGCUUGGCGUACGCCAACUAGCAACGUCCUCCCCACCUUCACUUUGUUUGUGUUUCUUUAGGAAAUAAAGGUAUUUACUAAUAUAUAGCUAGGCCUACGGCUUAUAGAAAUUAAACAUAUUUUUGUAAGCAGUAAGUAUUGUAAACGCCGCCGGCUAUGGACUGUAACUAUCGAGAUUCGGUCACUUGAGAGAGUAUUUGCUAAAAGAGAAGCUCAAUGACAAUGUUUCCUCUGAGUGAUUUUUUCAUCCAAAUAUUUAUUGAUUGCAUGGUAUCGUAGGCAUAGUUAGAUGCUUUUCAAACAGUACUUUUCACAUAAACUACCUUCAAUCUAAAUGAACAGUGUGGUGUAUUUUAUUUGAUCGGACAAAAUGUCCGUGCAGAAUGAAAUUGAUCGGCCAUUUGGUGUUUUUGUUCGGCAAAUAGCCGAUUGCCGACCGUUAUAAUCCACACUGCAUUAGUUAUCGUAAUUUUAAUUAAACUGACGCCUAAAUUUCCGUGCACAUGAUUCAACUCGUUUCUUAUAGAAAUCAACGUUAAUUUAAAGCACAAGUACGUAGGUUAGAACGAUAAGAAUUAUGAUUACAGUGUUGGGACCACAGUAUGUACUUUUCAUAUGUGAACUUAUAGAUUUUGCCAUGCAGACAGAAAAAGAUUUUAAGACUCUCAGAAUUAUUAGUGAUUGCAUUUUCUAAAUUGAGGAGUACUAGAGAUCAGGGGGUGUAUAUUCUUCUAUGACACCCCCCCCCCCCCUGGGGUGAGGGAAAAGAAUCAAAGGGUCUUAGGGCUAGGGACGAAAAUCAAAGAAGAGUAGAAAAAAUGGAAAGGCAGAGGGAAAAGAAGAGAAAAAUUUCCGUGGGUUUUUUAAGUUUAGAUAUAGGUAAUGAAAACCAUAUUGGUGUCCUAGUAAUAAAUUUAUGCCACAAUAGUCCCUAAAUGUUAGAUAAAAAAUGUAGCGUGAAAUAUGAUAGUGUGAUGGCCUCGUGUUGUUCGCACAAUGUAUGCUUGUGAAAAAAUGUUGUAUUUAAUAAAACUGAGAAUAAAAGAUAAAAAACUCACUUGUAUAUGUAUAAAUGUGAACCUAAGAAAUAUAAGUGUAGGUGUAGACUUGUGGAACAUAAAAUUGGAGAUGCGUGUGUGAAAUUGUAACGGAAAAUAUCCUGUUCUGUGGUGUAAAAAAUGUGAUCAGACCCAAAGAGUAUGAUCGCGCUGUUCUAAAAAGCUUGUAUGGAGGCAUGUAAAAUAUAUAAAGCGAGAGAAGGAGAUAGUCAUGUGUGUAAAAUUCAGUAUCCCUGUACGCGGCGUUUCGUCCGCAGGGAUUGGGGUUGGCAAUUGUGUGAGAAAGACAGAAUAUAGAAGCCGAUUUGGAAUAAAGUGAAGAAGCAUAAAAAUUAGCAAUAUGUGCAUAUGACUAUUGUAUAGCGUAAAAUGUAAAUUGUCUUACCAAAAUCGUUGUUGAGUUUGGUCAAUAAUUAUUACUAAUAUAGGUACAGGCCUUUGAGGCUGAUGUAGUAAAGAUAUGGGGAAAAGAAUCAAAUCUGAAAAGAAGUGGGGGGGGGGAAGAAUCAAAGUUCAUUGAAGAAUAUACACCCCUGCUAGAGAUUUGUAAAAAUUCUUUCUGUGAAUUUUAGGGGGUUCAAUUCCGCGGAAGGCCCGGUACAUAUCAGAUAGCGGAUAAGCAAUCACAAAUUAAUGAUUGAAUGUGGUAGAUAAUGUAAACUUUGCCAAGCAAACGAAUUAGAAAAUGAGGAACACUUUCUCAUUUCAUAUGAUAUGUCUAUGACGAUAUUAGGCAAGACUUCCUCACGGUUCCCACCAACAAUACAUACCAAAGAGAACAACAUUUAUCACUUGACAUAUUAAAGUCAACUGAAAAGGAAACCAUUCUAAAACUAUCCAAGUUUGUUUUUUCCUGUUUUGAAACAAUGGAUGCUGAACACUAAAAUUCAAUAUUGUCAUAUUUGACCUUUACCUUGUAAAUAGCUUCUUUACCUUAUUGUAAUGUUGUGAUAGGUAAUAUUUAAGGCCUAUUUAAACGGAUGCAACAUUGUUUUAUGUUUUAACAGCUUUAUUGAACGAUGUUCAAACGGCAAGAGUGCGAACGGGACUCGAGACCCAUGCGAGGCACUCUCCCUCUUCAAUUUAGUUUACAUCUAAUAUCAUUAUUGACGACAAUAUUAUAUAUUGGUAAACAUAUACCAGCUGAUUAUAUCAAAAUAAUUACUGACGGUCAUAAUAUAACCUAUUGUUUUCUCUCUGCAUUAUAUCAGCGAAUGUCGAGAAGUUUUAGCGUUCUUCUGAAAAACGGGAGCGGUCUUUUUUGAUUGUAGGGAAAUUUCCAGGGGUAAAUGUUUAUACGGGCUAAAAUAGCACACAGCAUUAUUAAAAAUAAUGCAGCGUGCACACAGCAUUAUUAAAAAUAAUGCAGCGUGCACACAGCAUUGUUCAGUGCACACAGACAUUAUUCGCAAUCCUUCGUCAUCCUGACAAGUACACGCGAUAACGUGAAGAACAUCUCAAGAUGAGAAGUUGACAGUGCUAAAGGCCCCUCAUACAAUAUCAUCAGGCGCCUGAAGCACUGCCAAAACGUCAUUGUGAGUCCUUUCAGCUCAACUUUAUGGAGAAAUAGUUUCGUUUGCGCUUGUGGGAUUUUAUCCUAGAUAUACGCAUGUGCAGAACACACAAUAAGUUCUAUUCCCGUGUUUAUCCAGUUUAAUACGCUCUUUGAAUUAACCUUAUCAUUAAUGAUAAUAUGUAAACUAGAACACUAUAAUUGACCUCCGCUUGUGGAGAUUUUAAUUUAGGGCGAUUAAUUAAACUGAAAUCUGUUCUAUCACGAUGCAUUACAUGCAUGUCCUCACAAAUGUCUAGUGUAACGUUGGAUAGAUUCAUUGUCAUAUGGUCCCAACAAGCAGCAACGUAGUCUUCCAGCCGAAAAUAAUUACUUUUGAUUCGGGUCAGUAAUUAUAAUCUUCGCAGUUUGGCAACGUUUAAAUCCUUCUUAUCAAAAACAUACUUCAAUUUAUUAAGUAGUAGUUUUGAUGUUGACAUAUGCUGUACGUGGUCUUUGUAUCGUAGCUGUUCAUGCCAUAGAAAUAUUUAAUUCUGAUGUAAACAUAUACCAGCUCCUCGUGUCAGGUUUUGUUUUAUUCUGAUUCAGCUUUCGAAUUUUUAACAUGGUUAUACAGAUCUGUAUUAUAUGCAUGGCUGCAAUAUAUCGAAUAAUGCCGUUGGCCUCAGUAAUUAUCUAUUAAUUGACCAUUUGCGUAAUAGACUAAAUUUUGAACUAAACAAGUCUAGACAAAUAUUCCAUCACAGCUUGAAGGAGCAUCACAAAAUUAGUAAUAUUCCAAAGUUUCGUUGCAAAAUGUUGUAAAAUGCGGAAAAUAUAGCCUUGCGAAAUUUGCAAUUUUCAGUCAUUUUAGAUUACAAACGGGAAAUCGACAGCCCCAAACCCUUCGAGGCUGUCAAUUUCCGGUUUGUAAUCUAAAAUGACUGAAAAUUGCAAAUUUCGCAAGGCUAUAUUUUCCGCAUUUUACAACAUUUUGCAACGAAACUUUGGAAUAUUACUAAUUUUGUGAUGCUCUUUCAAGCUGUAAUGAAAUUUUUGUUGAGAUCAAAAUUUAGUCUAUUACGCAAAUGGUCAAUUAGGACGGCUAUUGCACCACAUUCAAGUUAUCAUGCAUAUAAUACAGAUCUGUAUAACCAUGUUAAAAAUUCGAAAGCUGAAUCAGAAUAAAACAAAACCUGACACGAGGAGCUGGUAUAUGUUUACAUCAGAAUUAAAUAUUUCUAUGGCAUGAACAGCUACGAUACAAAGACCACGUACAGCAUAUGUCAACAUCAAAACUACUACUUAAUAAAUUGAAGUAUGUUUUUGAUAAGAAGGAUUUAAACGUUGCCAAACUGCGAAGAUCUCCAGGAGAAGCAAUUUUGCAAGUAUAAUUCCAGAGUGGAACAAUACGGUUAAAGAACGAUGACUGAAAAGUGCUACUUUUACAUGACGGAACUUUAAGCACUAGAGAAGAAUUAUUACAAUUACGGGUACGACUAUGAUUAACAAAUGACACAAAAUCGAAAACAUCCAACAUUGUCCAACAUUGUUGGACCAACAAUGUUGGACGAUUAAUUGUUGGUCAACGUGUUCAAACGGAUGCAACAAUCCAACAACUUUUAGCAGUUUAAUUAGUACAAAAUUAUGUUUGAAACUAAGAACAGUGUGACCCGUGUGUUGAUUGGACAGUAUUUACUGUAUAUUAAUUAAAUAUACGCAUAGAUUUUCAAUGUUAUUGUUUUCAUGUUUUCAAGAUGGCUGUUUUUGCUUGCUGCAUGUGAGCCUCUACAUUCUGUAUAUUUUAACAUUAUUGUAUAGAUUUUUACCUCAUUGUUAGUAUGAAUAUAGUUUUUUUAAAACUAUAAUACUAUAUCAGGUGAGGUUAUCGCAUAUUUCUUGUCAAAUUUAAAUAAUGUUAAUGGACCGAUGACGUUUAAAUAAUGUUAAUGGACUGAUUUUUCGCCAAAUGUUGGACGAUGUUGGAUGAAAAGUUUGAACAAAAUCAAACUUGGUCCAACAUCAUCCAACAUAAUGCAACAAUAUCCAAUAUGGGGUUCAAACGAACCCAACAUGUUGAACACAACAAUGUUGGAUGAUGCUGGUCCAACAUGUUGCAUCCGUUUAAACAGGCCUUUAGCCUAUAGUAGUAUGUAUGUUUAGUUAUUGUAGUUAGAACAUUAGCAAUACCUGUAAUUGUUGGUCAUGCUAAUGACUCAUUAUAAAGUAAAGUGAGUACCGUAGGGGAAUCCAAAUCCGCUAGCGGAAUGGACCGGGGGGUCCAUAUCCGCGGGGAAUCCAAAUCCGCUGUGACAGGGAAUAUUCACCGAGACGAAGUCAAGAUGAAUAUUCCCCGAUAAUCACCUCGCCUUUGGCGAAUAAUUGCUAAAUUAACAAUCAAAUUAACUAUCUAAGAUAGGUAAAGGUAUACGUUCAUACGCUGCGUCCAUACGUGUACGAAUCGUGGCUGGUGUAUGUGAAUAAGCACGCGUAUGGUACACAGUAUACUUGCAUUUCAAAUUUCACUGUAAACGAAACGAAGAGAAAUUGUGCCGUCAGCAGCAAGUUUCAUACGCCAGAAUACGAAUCGUGCACGGCAAAUCACAGCAUGUAAACGUACCUUGAGUAUUUCAAACCCAUUUGGUUGUGUGAUGCAAAUGUUUUGCAGGGGUCAUAUGUUGAUCCUAUAAAGCUAUUUUAUACUGUAUUUCUUCCAGAAUAGUGGCAGCCUUACCAACAAUAAAACAUUGUUUAACAAAUGGAGCAAACAAUGUUGUACUAAUGAGUCAUCUUGGAAGACCUGAUGGUUUAGUAAAUGAUAAAUAUUCACUCGCUCCUGUAUCUCAAGAAUUAAAGAAACUUCUAGGACAGUAAGUUAGCCUGUACACUAUUUUACUCGUGUAAGCCCCCCCCCCCCCCCUGCUUGAGCGCCUGAUCGAUUGAGCGCCGUAUAUUAGAUCAAAAUUAUUAGGGACUGCCCUUGCCGAAUAAACGCCCUACGAGGUUGCAAUCUUCAUUGCAGUGUUUUUACAUAAAUUAUUAUGUUAUAUUUUGUUGCUAAUAUUUCUUGUUAUCCAGGGUUCGUACAAAACUUGGAAAUCCUUAAAUGUCCUUGAAUUUGAAAACAAAAAUUCAAGGCCUUGAAUAUUUUGGAAUUUGUAAAGAAGUGCUUGAAUUCUUCUUGCUUUAGUUUAUGGAUAUUUUAUGAAAUUAUUUGUCCCUCCAAAACGGACAUUUUGUUGAAUUGAUCAUGAUUUUGCAUGUUCAUAUCUGACAAAACUGUUUGAAAUUCACUUAAGUUGCGUUUUGAACAAUUCAACGUGACAUUGUACUGAUUUCUAACGACUUCUGUUCAGUGUUUGAAUUUGCUGAUACAUGGUCUUGAAUAAAAAGGCCUUUGUCUUGAAUGUCAUCAAAAAGUCCUUGAAUUUGACUCUUUCUGAUAUGUACCACAGUUGUACGAACCCUGGUUAUCGCUUGCAAAUAAAAUAUAAAGGGCGCUGUCCUAGAACGAGCACCGCCCUCAAAUAACCGUCACACUAAAAAUUUAAAGAGCUCCGCGGCGCUUAAACGAUAAAUACAGUAUACGCAUGUCUUAAGUUUAUGGUAGAAUUUUUUUCAUAAAUAUUUUUAAAUAAAUUUUAAACAGAGACGUACAAUUCUUGUCGGACUGUGUUGGGUCUGAGGUAGAAACCGCUUGUGCAAAACCAGCUAAAGGUAUAGUAUAUUUCAGUCUCAGAUAUAUGAACAACUAGUUUCAUAUUAUUCUGACACUUCUGCAGAGAACAACGAAAAAUGCGUUGUUAUAUGAGCGGGAUUCAAACUCGCAUCUUCGGGUUUCUAGACUGCCGCUCCAUACCCAUUCAGCUAUCGAGUCAACGAGGAUUGGUAGCGAGCCUUAGUUAUGAAAUACAAUUUAAGUGCACGAAAUAUUUUCGCGGUGACUUAGCGCUUGUCUGGAGGACAUGCGCAGUGUUUCAAAUCUAUUUCAGAACCAUCCUUAGAGAUGUGAAAAACUAGUCUCAUAUGAAAAACAAGUUGUAUAAUAUGAAACAGUAUAUUGUGUGCCCUUUUCUUAUAAAUGAUUUUUAACUUAUUAAUUAAUUAUGAAUGAUAAUUUAUCUUAUUCAUACCAUUCCGUACCUUAAUGCCAAUGGACUUUCAAUCUUCAGUAAAAACACUAGACAACACAUUGAUCUUACUCAGUUGAUUAGUAAGAGCAACUGGUGUGUUGUCUAGUGUUUUUACUGAGGAUUGAAAGUCCAUUGAUGUGCGGAAUGGUAUGAAUGCUUAAGCGCUAUAGUAUAAUAAGUCUGGGUUCUCCCAGAACGGCAGUCAAUGGACCUAAUAACCAAAAUUUUGAUCUCAACAAGUCUAGACAAAAAUUUCACCACAGAUUGAAAGAGCAUCACAAAAUUAGUAAUAUUCCAAAGUUUCGUUGCGAAAUGUUGUAAAAUGCGGAUAAUAUAGCCCUGCGGAUAAUAUAGCUCUGCGCGGGAAAUUGAUACCGCUUUCUGAAAAAAGGUAUCAAUUUCCCGCGCGUAAUACAAAAUGACUGAAAAACGGCAAACUUCGCAGGGCUAUAUUAUCCGCAUUUUUCAACAUUUCGCAACGAAACUUCGGAAUAUUACUAAUUUUGUGAUGUUCUUUCAAGCUGUGAUGAAAUUUUUGUCUAGACUUGUCUACCUGUAGAUCAAAUUUUGUUUAUUAGGCAAUAGGUCCAUUAUGUGGUUCAUUGGUUUUCGUUUGUGAUAUUUCAAGAACUUGUUAGGUGUUAUCAAAACACGCAACAGUAAUUCUAUACUGUUUUAAAAUCAUCUUACAUGCAGGUGCCGUCAUUCUUCUGGAGAAUUUACGUUUUCAUAUUGAAGAGGAGGGUAAAGGUGUCGACAAAGAUGGCAAAAAG